Molecule: messenger RNA, 1540 nt
Organism: Marchantia polymorpha subsp. ruderalis
Lineage: Eukaryota; Viridiplantae; Streptophyta; Marchantiopsida; Marchantiales; Marchantiaceae
Source: the annotation of a GenBank genome assembly
UUGAGUAUCUCUUGCGAUCUGUUCGUCUGUGGAUUGGGGAAAGUGUUCUUCACUCGGUCACUUCCCUUCACAUACGCGAUGGCGGCAAAAGCUCACAGGAGUUUCUCCAAGCUUAUGAGUGUGAAUUCGAGGUUCUUGUCCAGGAAAAGCGAGGGCCAGAAUGUCGCAGUGAAAGUGCCGAUGCAGAAUAAUGUAGCAUCCAAGGAUCGAGUGGUCGCCUUUUAUGGCAGAGCAGCGUCACAGGCAAGGAGCCACCAAAUUCAAUCAGCAGCUUCAUCACCUCAGCUGCCAGUUCCUCAGAAGGAGGAAAACCAAGUACCCGAUUUCACUCAUCUCUAUGAGGACCGUGGACUGAAUCCUCUGAUAGCCGAGUUCAAUGAAAAGGCCCACGAUUGGCUUGUCACGCACGAUGUCCACACUCAGAUGGGCCCGGAGGGAUGGAAGGAAUUCAAGUCAGGAAGAACCCCGUAUUUGGUGGGUGAAGUGUACCACGACGUUGAUCGGAAGGACUUUCUUUGGUGUGCCAAGUUUAUAGCUUGGAUUUCCUGUCUUGAUGAUUUUUGCGACAAGCUUGAAAUCUGGAGCGACAUGAAUAAAACCAUCGGUCUCAUCCUCGAAACGCAGAAGGUUAUCUUGUGGUUCUGCUCUGAGGACCCUCGUCUCCUCCGAAACUUGGAGAUGGUGUUCGAUUGUAUCCCCACCGACCAACGUGACGAUGUCUUUAGUGCAUUUGCGGAUUCCCUCGCCUACGCCCGCACCAGCUCUCGCGCAGGACUGAUGAGUUUAGAUUUGCAGCCUUUAGCAUCAGCUCUCAGAGAAUUAUUAAUUGAGUACUGUGAACGCCUGCCAUAUGACUGCAAUGUCAGAAUGGCCCAAUAUAUACAGAAUUAUGCAUUGACAAUUGUUACUGAGACGAAGAGCAGAUUAUCCGCAGAGUAUCAUACUUCAGUGGCUGAAUUCACCGACUUUCGAACGCGAUCCAUUGGCGUGCAGCCCCUGAUAGGUUUGACGGAUCUCUUCAUCGAUUCUCGACGGUGGCCCCAAAUUCCGAAGGAUGUGUUUGUCGAUACAAACGUGCAAGCCCUCGUGGACGCUUCCUGCCGUGCCGUAGCAUGGGACAACGAUAUGUCCUCAUUUUCAAAGGAGGUUCAAGAGCGAGGAGAUCGUUUCAAUGUGAUCUUCAUCAUCAUGGAAGAAUGCGGAUGUUCGCAAAUCGAAGCUAUGAAUCGCGCGAAGGAAAUGUUUCAAAACGAGAUCAAUGAGUUCGAGACAAGAGUGGCAAACUUGAAGGUUGAACCUCAGUAUCAGAAUGCUGUGGCAGAGUACGUGAGAAUAUGCAGACUCAUUAUUCUAGGCAUCCCACGAUGGCAUCGUAAGUCACAAAGAUACCAAAAAGAGGACCACUACUUGAGAUAAAGAGUCAUCUAUCGGCUAGAGCUUUUGUCAUAUAUCAAGUCAGCUCUUAAGGAGCCGACUGAUGGUCAAGUCAGUAUUAUCGCUCAUAUCUUAUAUAAGAAUAAAGGUUUGUAACUAUGAUUUC